GAACGAGGCCGACACAUUUACUUAGAAAACGAAGGCGACCUCGACCGGAAGGGGGAGUGUGGACGGUGAAAAACGAUGACGGCUAGGUUCGGUGAAGCCGGUAACCAUCAAUUAAACAUGGCUAACACAGUUAUUGGCGGUCAAGGUGGCUCGACGUUGGCCGGGGUCGGCGGUGGGACGGCGGACGGGAACUAUGCGACCGCGAAGACGUCCGUGUGGUGGGACAUCGAGAACUGCCAAGUGCCGAAAACCUGCGAUCCGCACGUAAUCGCGAAAAACAUAAGCUCCGCUCUGGUGGCUAUGAAUUACCGGGGGCCGGUCUCCAUCUCAGCCUAUGGGAACACCACAUUGAUCAAUGCUGGCGUUCAGCAGGCGCUAUCCAGUACGGGGAUAUCGCUUAACCACGUUCCCGGUGGAGUAAAAGAUGCCAGUGAUAAGAAAAUACUAGUAGACAUGUUGUUUUGGGCUGUUGACAACCGACCUCCUGCAAAUUAUUUGCUUAUUUCUGGGGAUCGUGACUUCUCCAAUGCACUGCAUCAGCUUAGUAUGAGGAGAUAUAACAUCCUCCUUGCUCAGCCUCGUAAUGUUUCUCAAGCACUUACUGCUGCUGCCAAGACUGUAUGGUCCUGGACUGAUCUUCUGGCUGGAGGCCCACCAUUGUCACCCUUCUCUAUUACAAAUGAAAAUGGCUCAACUUCAGAAACUAGCAUAAAUAGUGCUGUAGAAGCAAAUAAGCCUUGUGAUUCCCCUUCAUCCAACACAGACAUGGCAUAUCAGAAAGCUAAUGUCAAUGAAAAAGGUGACAACCAAGUCAAAGGGAAGCAACAGGCACUGAAGAUCCAAAGACAACAAAGUGGCAACAAAUCCAGAAUCACAAGGAAUGAGGGUAUGCAGUAUCACUCCGGAAGUCUAAGUCUUACUGGCAUCACACAAAUUAGCCAGAUAGCUGACAAAACAAUAUCAAAUACUGAAGCUUUUCCCAAAGCUCAUACUAAUUUUUCAGAUAAUAACCCUUCUAUCCCAACACAAACACUUAUAAAUUCCCCUCACAAGAUCAAUGGCUCACAAAAGCCUGAAAUGAAUCAAUUAAAUGCUCGUGAAGCUACUAAACCCAGCACAAUAGUGCCUUACUGUACUAAUGGUAUGGUAAGCGUCUCAAAUAACUUUAAUGAUAGUCAAUGUCCUCCCCAUUUGCUAAAGCCACUUGGUACAGUUCAUUCUCGGCCCUAUCAACAGCCUGUGAACUUCACUUAUUCAACCCCUCCUAUGCUCAAUUGUUAUCCUCAAUCUACUUGGCAUAAUGGCCCAGUCUUCAUAAAGGGAACUCCAAGGCCGCAAACCGGAACAACUUCGGAACUGUCAAGCAAGAAAAAUGCCCCUAUAUUUCGCUCAUCAAAGCCUAAUGAUCCUUCCUUUUCAUUAGGAUCUCCUCAAAUCGUACCUGAUAUUAGUAAACUUAAUAUUGCUCAGUAUCCUAAUCCUAUUCAUCAUAAUACCUUUUCUUAUCCUACAGUUGCUAAUAUUCCACAAAGUAUGCUACCUUGUAAUCAAGAAAAUAUGCAAAGCAAUGAUAUUUCCUGGAACCCCUCUGGUCCUCCUGUUAUCCACAGUCCGAUGGAUACUAUCCUAUCGGCCCUCCGCAUAUUAAGAAAAGAGAAAAUGCCUCCCACAGAAGCUAAUAUAACGGACUGUAUUCGCUAUGGGGAGAUGAACAUCCAAGAUUUCAAUGUUAGUAAGGCCCUGGAAUUGGCUGUCCAACAUCAUCUUGUUGUCAAGCACAAACUAGGAGAUAACCUUUUUUAUAUUAGUAAAGGUGAAUCACUUUGGAAAUGUGUAAAUGUUAUGGAUAGUCAGAUCAGACAUUCAAAGGCAGUGUGUGACGUAGUUCUUAAGUUCCUAUCUUCAACUGAUGGGCAUUCUUCCAUGAUGGCUUCACGAUGCAUGUACGAUGCAGCUUCCAUACUCAAGCGUUCAUGUUUAAAGUCCCAGGCUUUGGGUGAAGUUCUUCAGAUACUGAAUGCAGCAAUCCACCAAAAGAAGUGGAUUUUACCUCAUUCUUCAGGUUGGCAGCCAUUGUCUCUUCUUUUACCUACAAUAGCUGUUUCAGAUAUGAAUGCAGAAGCUCAAUCUACUUAAAAUCUAUUAGUGAAAUUAAAUCGCGUUAUAUAGUCGAUUGUGGAGAGGAGAGUAGCGUUACUACUCUCUAUUGUGUAGUAGAGUUUAUGAUUGUAAGAACUGUAGUUUAUAGCUUCUUUUGUUCACCUAUUGUGGUAUCUUUUUGUAGUUAUAUAAGCUUUUGAAGUUUUUUGUUAAGUUCCAAUGAUGCUAAGAAAUUUAAUGAAUC
Messenger RNA from Dendrobium catenatum, 2344 nucleotides. Its product is annotated as meiosis regulator and mRNA stability factor 1. The coding region runs from base 76 to 2136 and encodes 686 amino acids. Gene Ontology annotation, molecular function: RNA nuclease activity. The transcript has 3 exons. Lineage: Eukaryota; Viridiplantae; Streptophyta; Magnoliopsida; Asparagales; Orchidaceae. The record is from RefSeq and is a predicted model, not a curated record. Gene Ontology annotation, biological process: regulation of gene expression. Gene Ontology annotation, cellular component: peroxisome.